ACACACUAUAAAAAACACCUACCAGAAAGAAAAUCCGAAUCAACCAUGGCCGCCAAUCUAUCUUCGUCGUUGAAGAAAUAGAUUGGUAGAGAGAGAGACUGAUUUUCUAUUUUUUCUUUGAUGAAGAAGAAGGUUGGUGAAUUGAGGAGAGAAGGGAAAGCCAAGGGUGCUUCUUCUCCUUCUUCACCUUCAUUUGCCACCUUCUUCUUCUUCUUCUGUACUUCUUUUGAUUAGUUGAGGAGAUCGUAAAAGGGUUUGUUGGGUGAAUAUUGAGUCCCAACUACCCUAGAUCUGUUCUCAAAAAGAAAACUAAAUUUUCUGUUAGGAUAUUGGUGGAAAUUUUUUUGGGGGAUUUGGGUCUCUGCAUCUAGACUUAUCCUGUAAUUUUCUUUUGUUUUUUUUGUCACUAGAAUUUCCAGGUGUUAGAGACCCAUAUCAGAUCCAAGUUCCCACCAUUUUCUUUUUUCUUUUUCAUCAUCAUCAUCAUCAUCAUCAUCGUCUCCAUCUCCAACCAACAACACGCCAUUACCUUCUUCCUCUCUCUAUAUACCUUUACUAUAUCCACCUUUACCCUCUAGUUGAAUGACACUUGUUCAGGUGUCUGUACUUUUGGGUUCUCUUUGCUUUCAACUCCAUUUAUUUUUUAUUUAAUGCCAAAAAAAAUUCCUUCUUUUUGAUUCCAAUAAAUUUUGAUUGGACAUUGAAGAUUACUCAUUAGUCAUAUUCUCCAUUUUUAUUCUGCUGUAGACUUUUCAACCAGAAGGCCCACUUCUGGGUUUUGGUGGGCUUCUGUUAACCAAUAAAAACCCAAUUUUUUUGUCUUAUUAUUAUUUUUUCCUCUUUAAAAAUCUAUCUGUUAAUGAUCCCACUUGAUUUUAUAUUAUUUUUGCAAAGGUGUAGACGAGGGGAGGAAGGUAAAGGAGAAGACCAGAGUCCUCAAGGUUUAUUUUACCAGUUAUUUUUACUAUAGAAUUCCUCCAUUUAUCUUUCUUUUUGGGGUUAAGAUCCCAAAAAAAUCACUACCCAUACCAGAUUUUCCUGCUAUAAAUACUACUUUAUUUCUUCAUCAUUUGUUUCUCCUUAAGUCAUCUUCUCCAACUCAAUAAUCCUUUGAGCCUUCUCCAAAAACGGUACCGUAAGGCAGUCGAGCUCCUCUCUUUUUCUUCUUGAAGUUAAUAGUUGUCUCCUUCCAUUCCCUGGUUGGAUUGGUAAAGAGGAAAUUUUCCUUGACGAUGACAGUCAAGAAGAGAGUUUUUGAUGAGGGUGAUAAUGUCGAGGAGGAAGUUGCAGAAGAGAUGUCCAUAUUGGACUUGCCGGACUUGGCCUUGGAAUGCAUUCUCGAGCGGCUGCCGCCGGCGGGACUUUGCAGCAUGGCCGGCGUGUGCAGCUCGCUGAGAGAGAGAUGCGUGAGUGAUCAUAUGUGGAAGAAACACAUGGACCAGAAAUGGGGGAGGAUUAUUGGUCCUGCUGCUUGCAGAGAGUGGCAAUUGCGUAUUGCUUCUGUGAAGGAUUCUAGCAAUCUCAGACAAGUCAAGAACAACGGUUGGACCAGGCUUCUCUCAAUUGUCAGACCCCUUUCAUGGAUUAGAUCAAAGUUUGAUGACAGCAGUAAGCAGAAGAGUUAUUUGCCUGUUGAUUCUCUCAUGUCCUGGUACCUUGCUCUUGAGACUGGUAGCUUCUGGUUUCCUGCUCAAGUUUAUAAUCGUGAGAAUGGCCAUAUUGGGUUUUUGUUGUCAUGCUAUGAUGCUGAGCUGAGUUAUGAUGCCCGGACUGACACCUUCCAGGCCAGGUAUCCACCACAUGGAAGGAGAGCAGUUGCUAUUGAAGCUGGAGUGGGGUGGGAAAGGCUAAGAGCACCUCCUAUUGAUACUCCUCCACAUGAUCUCCAUAUCUCUGAUUGUUUGAAUGAAUUACAACCUGGUGAUCACAUUGAAAUUCAAUGGAGAAGAAACAAAGAAUUCCCUUAUGGUUGGUGGUAUGGCGUUGUAGGUCACUUGGAAUCAUGUGAUGGGAAUGAAAAUCACUGCCUUUGCCAUCAUAGUGAUACAGUGGUGUUGGAAUUCAAUCAGUAUACAGCCGGUUCAAGAUGGAGACGGACCAGCAUUGACCGGAAAGAUCAUAGAGAGGAAGGAAACGAGGCAGACGGGUUUUACGGGGGAGUCAGGAAGCUCAACAGUGAC
Messenger RNA from Carica papaya (papaya), 2180 nucleotides. Its product is annotated as F-box family protein. Lineage: Eukaryota; Viridiplantae; Streptophyta; Magnoliopsida; Brassicales; Caricaceae. The record is from RefSeq and is a predicted model, not a curated record. Gene Ontology annotation, molecular function: protein binding.